AAACUGUGUUAGAAAUUAAUAAGAAAGGCUACCCACUCCACCCAAUCCAUUUUUGAUUUUGUAUCAGCUCUUCUCUUUCAUCUUUCUUCUUCGUCUUCUUCUUCUUCUUCACUGUCACUGGGUUUGUUUCACAUCUCUGAAGCAACACAGAGCUCUCUUUCUCUAGCUUUUUUGAGUUAAGGAAUCGACCAUACGGAGCUUUUGUAGCUCCUUGUUAUUGAAUCGGUCACAAGAAGCAGCUUGUCCCAACUCUAUUACUCUUUUGUGCUUUUCGAAUCGGAAUAGGCCAAGCCGUUUCUCUGUUUUUCUUUUUCUUCUUGCGGAUUUCUGUAUAUUGUUGUGUGGAUAUUAUAGUUCUACAAAAUGCGGGAAAACCAGAUAUUUUUCUGGGUCUUGAAACCGAUCGGAAAAACACCGGCGGCUUGAUGGAAUCGAAGCUAUUGGUUCUAGAUUCUUCAACAUUUCAUGGAGGCAAUGGUUCGGUGCAGUCCCUGUACCUUACUCGGAUUUGGCGCCAGGUCUCGAUUUACCGUGGUUAUUCUCGAGAUGCUGGGUUCAUGGUUUGUGCUUCAGAUUGUAUUGAUAUUGAUAUGCUUGAAGUCUACUGAUGCAAAAACUUCGGAACACCCCCCAAAUUGGCAAGCCUCGGAAAAGGGAACUGAAAAUAUUGUGUCGCAUUCCUGCAUUCAUGACCAGAUACUCGAACAGAGGAGGCAACCUGGUCGAAAAGUGUACACGGUUACCCCACAAGUUUAUGAUCAAUCAGGUAUAUUGAAACCAGUUCACCGUCAUGGUAGGGCACUGCUUGGUAUUUCUGAGUCAGUAGAGCAACAGAAGGAUGCUAAACAGCCCAUAAGGAUAUAUCUAAAUUACGAUGCAGUUGGCCACUCGCCUGAUAGAGAUUGCCGUAAUAUUGGUGACAUUGUCAAGCUAGGAGAGCCCCCUGUGUCUUCUCUUCCUGGAUCUCCUUCUUGCAAUCCUCAUGGAGAUCCUCCUAUCUCUGGUGACUGCUGGUAUAAUUGCACUUUGGAUGAUAUAGCUGGGGAGGACAAAAGGCAUCGACUUCGCAAGGCUUUAGGACAGACAGCAGACUGGUUCAGGAGAGCCUUAGCUGUUGAACCUGUAAAAGGGAACUUGAGGUUAAGUGGAUAUUCAGCAUGUGGUCAAGAUGGAGGUGUACAGCUGCCUCGUAAAUAUGUUGAAGAGGGUGUUGCCGAGGCAGAUUUGGUUCUUUUGGUGACGACGAGGCCUACAACUGGCAACACGCUUGCUUGGGCAGUGGCUUGUGAGCGUGAUCAAUGGGGUCGUGCAAUUGCUGGCCAUGUAAAUGUUGCUCCUCGUCAUUUGACUGCUGAAGCGGAAACUUUACUUUCGGCAACGCUCAUACAUGAGGUUAUGCAUGUCCUAGGCUUUGACCCCCAUGCCUUCGCACAUUUUAGGGAUGAGAGGAAAAGAAGGCGUAGUCAGGUUACAGAACAUGUCAUGGACGAGAAGCUUGGGCGAACUGUGACACGGGUGGUGCUUCCACGUGUGGUCAUGCACUCACGGCAUCAUUAUGCGGCAUUUUCUGUGAAUUUCACUGGUUUAGAGCUAGAAGAUGGAGGAGGACGUGGUACAUCAGGUUCACAUUGGGAGAAAAGGCUAUUGAUGAAUGAGAUCAUGACAGGUUCAGUGGAUACUAGAUCUGUGGUCUCAAAAAUGACAUUAGCUUUGUUGGAAGAUAGUGGAUGGUACCAGGCUAAUUAUAGCAUGGCAGACCGCCUUGAUUGGGGCCGCAAUCAGGGAACCGACUUUAUUACCUUUCCUUGCAAUCUCUGGAAGGGAGCUUACCAUUGCAACACAACUCAGUCGUCUGGCUGUACAUAUAAUAGGGAGGCAGAGGGUUACUGUCCAAUUGUAAGUUACAGUGGAGACCUUCCUCAGUGGGCACGUUACUUCCCGCAGGCUAACAAAGGUGGGCAGUCUUCAUUAGCUGAUUACUGCACAUACUUUGUAGCUUACUCUGAUGGAUCAUGUACAGAUGCUAACAGUGCGCGAGCACCUGACAGGAUGUUGGGUGAAGUUCGCGGGAGUAAUUCUAGGUGUAUGUCCUCAUCAUUAGUAAGAACUGGCUUUGUACGGGGUUCAAUGACUCAAGGAAAUGGCUGUUAUCAGCACAAAUGUGUUAAUAAUUCAUUAGAGGUUGCUGUUGAUGGUGUAUGGAAAGUAUGCCCUGAAGCUGGUGGACCUAUUCAAUUUCCUGGAUUUAAUGGUGAAUUAGUAUGCCCAGCGUAUCAUGAACUCUGUAGCAGAAACCUACUUCCUGUGUCUGGACAAUGUCCUAAAUCAUGCAAUUUCAAUGGAGACUGUGUUGAUGGAAGGUGUCAUUGUUUUCUAGGAUUUCAUGGCUCUGAUUGUAGUGAACGUUCUUGUCCUAAUAGCUGUAGUGGACAUGGCAGUUGCCUUUCUAAUGGGAUGUGUGAAUGUCAAAAUGGGUACACUGGAGUUGACUGCUCAACUGCUGUGUGUGAUGAGCAAUGCAGCCUUCAUGGAGGCGUCUGUGACAAUGGAGUCUGUGAAUUCCGCUGCUCCGACUAUGCUGGUUACUCAUGCCAGAAUAGUUCUACACUUCUUUCUAGUCUUUCAGUUUGCAAAAAUGUGUUGGAGAGUGAUAUUUCUGGCCAGCACUGUGCUCCCAGUGAACCCAGUAUCCAGCAGCAAUUAGAAGAAGUUGUUGUCAUGCCAAAUUACCAUCGUUUAUUUCCAGGUGGUGCUAGGAAGUUAUUUAAUAUUUUUGGAAGCAAAUAUUGUGAUGCAGCUGCAAAACGAUUGGCCUGCUGGAUCUCAAUCCAAAAAUGUGACAAGGACGGAGACAACAGGCUAAGGGUGUGUUACUCAGCAUGCCAGUCAUAUAAUAUAGCAUGUGGAGCUUCACUUGACUGCUCUGACCAAACCCUCUUCAGCAGCGCCGAGGAAGGCGAAGGUCAAUGCACAGGUUCUGGUGAGAUGCAAUUGUCUUGGCUUAGUCACUUCCACAAUGCCCUCUCUUUCAAAUCCUUCAAGGGAUUGACUGUAUAAUAUAGGUAGCUCUAGUGU
Molecule: messenger RNA, 3075 nt
Organism: Humulus lupulus (European hop)
Lineage: Eukaryota; Viridiplantae; Streptophyta; Magnoliopsida; Rosales; Cannabaceae
Exons: 17
Coding region: 466-3057 (863 amino acids)
Biological process (GO): proteolysis; cell adhesion
Cellular component (GO): membrane; cytoplasm
Molecular function (GO): metalloendopeptidase activity
Source: RefSeq, a predicted model, not a curated record